This is a messenger RNA of Aphanomyces astaci, 477 nucleotides long. RefSeq lists its product as hypothetical. The record is from RefSeq and is a predicted model, not a curated record. Lineage: Eukaryota; Oomycota; Saprolegniomycetes; Saprolegniales; Verrucalvaceae. The transcript has 3 exons. Bases 1 to 477 code for a protein of 158 amino acids.
AUGGAGUGUUUGUCUGCCGCGGCUUCGACCUCGCUCAAGAACGGUCAAACACCGAACCCUCGUCACAGCCAACUCCAAUACGUGUUGUGCAUGCACGACAAGAAGAAGGAAUACCAGAUUCCCCACAUCACCGCAUCGUUCUUCACCAUCAUCAAGGCUGGCAGCAACGUGUGGAACCAGCACUUCUCAAUUGUUCUGGGGCUGCAAUACUUGUCCCCGUCGCUGCUCAUCGUCAUGGUCUGCGUCCCGACAAUGAGCCGAGAUUGCCCCGAGAAUCAUCUUGGCUCCGUUUGCAAUGAACUCCCCCAAGAGGCAGAAAAGCUCGAAGCAUUGGCCCAGGACGGAUGGAGCUCGAGCAUCGAGACGAACUCACAAAGCGCCAAGUGGACGGAGCGCAAAGCCGGCUUUGAGGCCCCUUUGCAAAUGGAGGAAGUGGCGGCCAAGUCGCUGGCAAGGACUGGAGAGUCCGCAAAGUAG